Molecule: messenger RNA, 4933 nt
Organism: Closterium sp. NIES-67
Lineage: Eukaryota; Viridiplantae; Streptophyta; Zygnematophyceae; Desmidiales; Closteriaceae
Source: the annotation of a GenBank genome assembly
UAUGUAUGUAUGGAGCCGAGCAGGGAGUGCUUGGGCACAGGCAGGAAAGAGCAGCCAUGCAGACCACGCAAGCUAGCAAGUCUACAACGCUUAGCUUUAUUCCACGGAACCCUGUGGAGUUAGGGAGAAUCGUAUCGGGAAGAGAGAUAUCGAGCUGGCCGGAGGAGUAAGAAUUCUACCGACGGGGUCCUUUUCCCCCUCUUCUUCCUCUUCCAUUUCCUCGUGUUCUUCUUCCGCAAUAUUGACCGGCGGCGUUUCGCGAAGCGAUCGUCUCUUCUGUUCCCUCCACGUGGGUCACCUUUAUGGUCGGUGCAGAGGCCAGGCGGGGCGCCGAUGCGUCCCGGCGCUCAUUUCUCCCCUCCUCGUUCCUGCUCCGAUCGCUAUCAACGGCCUCCAAGCCGCGCCACUUAAAGCGGAGCAGCAGCUAUGCUGCGGUUGCGGAGCUUCUAUCCUGUAGUCCCUCGGCUAUGGCGGUCAUGCCGUUACUGCAACCGGAGCCACGCAGCCAGACAUACUCCGAUGACGGGACUGACGACGGGGCUGACGACGGUUACAAUGCGACUCACGCUGCGACUGACAAUGCGACUGGCCAUGCGACUGGCUACGACGCCGCAGCUGAAGAUGCGACAGACGGUGCGACCGUAGGCAGUAAGCGCGGCGGAGAGAUCGUCUGGAAACCGGCCGACCUGGGACCCACCUCUCUGCCGUCCCUGUCGCCGCGAAACGCGGCAAUGGCGUACGGUAAACUGGGCCGUGCUUUCGGCCGGCAGGAGCCGCCUAGCGAUCCGUCGAAAGCAACGGUCAACAACAGCCGCGUAGACCCCACGGAGAACGCUUUCCGCGUUCGGCGGAGCGUCUCAUGGGCGGAUCCCAUGGAAAUCGCUUCCGCGAAAGCAGCAGCGGUAGUGGGCGACGGCAACUCGUGGCUAGCGCUUCAGGAGAGGAGGGAGAGGAGCGGGGGCAGCGCGAGUAGCGCGAGCGCGAGCGCGAGCGAGAGUGAGAGCAGCAGGAGCAGGAGCAGCGCGAGUAGAGCUUGCAGCGCCAUGGGAGGCCGACCCAGAUCCGCGGGUAGCAGCAGACGGCUGCAGCCGCCUCUUGAGGCUGCUCGUAGCUCUGCUCAUAGUGCUAACCAUAGCGCUGCUCAUAGCGUUUCUUGUAAUAGUGGUGGUAGCGCUGGGGUUACGGGCCGGCGCGCGCCUUGCUGCACGGGUCCCGCUGUUGGCACGGCAACGGCCGCCGCGCAUUGCUGCGGUCGUAGCAGCAGCAUCAACGGCAGAAGAGGCUGCUGCUGCGGCGGCGAUGGCGUUGGCGUUGGCGUUGGCAGCACCGGUGUAGUGUGUGAGGGGGCUUGCGGUAGGGUGCAAGGCAUCGGGAUCCGUAGAGGCGACGGAUGGUGCUCCGCGGCUGCAAGCAGCGCGGAGGGUGGGGCUGUCCUGGGUAGGGGAAUGCGGGGAGUGGCGGAGGCCGACUGCGACAGCGAGUACGCGCAAGAUGCGGGCGGAAGACGAGUCGGCGCGGGGGCAGGCGGGGAGCGGCUUUGGCUUCCCUACCCCUCGGGAAGGUUGCUGGAGGAGGUGCAAUGCGGUGUGGAGGAGUGGAGGUGCGAGGAGCAGCAGGAGAGGAGAGAGAAGGAGGAGGGUGAGGAAGGAGAGGAGGGGGAAAGGGAGGAGGAGCCGGAUGUGAUUAGGUACAAGAUUAUUAUGGGGAGGCAGCAGAGGCAGAGGCAACAGCAACAGCAACAGCAACAGCAACAGCAACAGGGUCGACUUCCGACGCAGAGCCAGAGGCAGCAGCAGCAAGAGCAGCAGCUGCGGCGGCGGCGGCAGGAGCAGGAGAAGAUCGGAGGCUUGGAGAUUGCGCUGUCAGGUGUUAGUACUAACAGUAGCAGUAGCAGUAGCAGUAGCAGUAGUAGUAGUAAGGGCCUGCGCAGGCUUGGGAGCGGCCUAAAGUCUAGUCUCAAGCCAAUCGUCCGCGGCUCUUCCCUACCACAGCUGUGGUCCGGAUUCAAGAUAGCCAAUGGUAGCAGCUCGGGCGGUACUGCCAGCCGCAGUGGUGUUGACUAUAGCAGCAGCUGCCAGAGUGGUAGUAACGCGUACAGCAGCAGCAGCAGCAGCAGCAGCAGCAGCGCCAGUUGCAGUAGCUCUAGCAGCAGCAGCUUUAGAGCCCCGUCCGCUGUAGCCACUGCAGCCACCACUGCCGCCACUACCCCCGCCGCCAUGGCAACACUUGCUGUCUUCCCUCCAAGCACCGACGCCCACAGCACCAUGAGCAGCAGCACCACCAGCAGCGGCACCGGCAGCAGCAGCAGCAGCAGGGCUGCUUCUGGCGCAGAAGCGCCCGGCAGCAUGAGAGCUCUGGUGCGCGCGCUGACUCUCCCCCCUGCGCUGCUCCCCCAGCGGGCGCGGGCAGCGGAGGCGGUGCGCGUGGCCCUGCGCAACAGCCGCAGCAACAAGGAGGCGUUCAUUGCCGCCGGAGGGGUGGCGGCUCUCGUGACGCUGCUCGCCCAGCUGCUGGACCAGCUCGCGGCUCUGCAGCAGCCCUCCCACCCUCCGCUGCUGCAGCCGGGACAGCAGGGGCAGCAGCAGAGGCAGCAGCAGGGGCAGCAGCAGGGGCUGCAGCAGGGGCAGCCGCAGGGGCUGCAGCAGGGGCAGCCGCAGGGACAGCAGCAGGGGCAGCCGCAGGGGCAGCCGCAGGGGCAGCCGCAGGGGCAGCCGCAGGGGCAGCCGCAGCAGCUGAUAUGGGCCAAGAUGGGAAGGCAGGAGGUAGCCGGGGGAAGGGAGCACGCUGAGAGGGCAGAGGACCAGUCUGUGCUGCCGCGGCCGCUGCCGCUGCCGCUGCCGCCGCUGCCGGUGCUGCUGCUGCUGUUGCGCAGCGUGGAGCACUGUGUGACGGCGCUGCUCAACAUGUCCCUGGUGCCCGGCAUCAGCAAGGCCAUCGCAGCCACCGGUGGCAUCCCCUUGCUUGCCCGCGUGCUGCACCUGCACCUGCACCGGCACCGGCACCCCACUGCUAGCCGUGAGAAUACCAGCACAGACAAUACCGCCACCAGCAGCAGCAGAAGAAGUAGUCGGGGCACUGGAGAUCGUGAGCUGCUACAGCUGACUGGCGGCGUGAGUAGCAGUGCAGGCGAGGGAGCGGGAUUGCUUCCGGAGGAUCCGCUUAUGAGCCCUGAGGCGCAGCAGUCACUAGCCACCAGCAAGGCCAACACCGCCGCGGCUCUCUUCGUGCUGUCUGGCACCGAGGGGCACCGGGAGCUGGUGCGCGCAGCAGGCGCCAUUCCCCCUCUGGUGCGGCUGCUGGUGGACGGCAGCCUGCGCGCGCGCAAGGACUCGGCGCUGGCUCUGUUCCACCUGUCGCGCAACGCACGGUGCGCUGCCGACAUGGUGCGCGCAGGCGCUGUUGACCUGCUGCUCUUGCUCCUGACACUGCAGGAGAGACCCGCGCAGGGAGUGCAGGUUCAGGAGAAGGUAGGAAGGAGCACGAGCAGCAGUGAGAACCGGGCUGAGAGCAGGGCUGUGGGAGAAGGAGGCGGAGGAGGCGGAGGAGGGGGAGGAGGAGGGAGCUGUAGUGCUGGUAGUAGUAAUAGUGCGAGUGGAGAUAACGGAGAGGAAGCGGGUGGCGGCGGCGACGGCAUGGAGGGCAAGUGCCUGGCUGUGCUGGCGAACCUGGUGAAGGACAGCGCAGGCGUGCGGGCAGUCGCGGCAGCCAUUGCCCCGCGGCUGCCUGUUCUGGUGCAGCUGGUGCAGUGCGGGUCUCCACGCACCCGCGAGGACGCCAUCGUUAUCCUCUCUGAGCUCUUUGUGCACGAUGCUGCUCGAUCGGAGCACAUGCAGCAGGCCCAGGGACAGCAGCGGCAGCAGCAGCAGCAGCAGCAGCAGCAGGGCGAGGAGCAGCACCAUGCACAGCAGCAGCAGCGAAGCCAGACCCAGCAGAACCAGCUGAAACAGCAGAAGGGGGAGGAGGAGGAGGAGGAGGAGGAUCUAGUGACGGCCAUGACGAGGUGUACCCAGGACAGCAAGUUCAUUCCCCUGCUCAAGUACGUGCGGCCUCUGCUGCAAGCACUCACCAACAGAGCAGGUGACAGCGCAGGUGACAGGGUAGGUGACAGAGCAGGCGGCAGAGCUGGGGGUAGUGCCACCAAGCCACUCAGCAGCAGCAGCAGCAGCUCGCCUUUGCUCUCGCCCCGCUCCGCAUCCUCGCGUCCAUCCUCCUCCUCCUCAACCUCUCGCCCCUCCUCACUGUCCCGCCCGUCAUCGUCCUCCUCCACUUUCUCUUUGUCCUCAUCCUUCUCUGCCUCCUCCUCCUUGUGCAUCUCAUCAGUCCCAUCGUCUUUCUCCUCCCUCUCGUGCCAGGUCCCACCAGUCCCAGCCGCGCUCUGCGCAGUGCAGCCCUUGUCCCCUUCAAUCCCGUAUCCGUACUCACCAUUGGGAAUGUCGCUGCUGUCGCCUGUGGCAGCGCCACCCAUCUCCCCCAACCCAUCUGCCAUGGAUGCUAUGGUAACACCAGGCUCCUUGACAGUCAGCUUCGGUACAAGCAGCAGGUCCAACCAAGUCAGCAGCAGCAGAGGUUUUGUUGCGGCAGCAACUGGGGUUCCUAGCUCGUCAGUGUGCUCGUGGUUGCCGGCCCCAGUGGACUCGCAUGCACUCUCACACCCAUCGGUGAUAGCAAGAACCUCGUCUUUGCCUGCUACAAGUCGAGGAGCCGGUUUCAUGGGUGGUUUUGGUGUGAUGGGUGCUGCUGCAGCAGCUCCUCCGAUCUCCUAUCUACCAAUGGGAGGUGUAGAAUCCCUUAGCCUUUUAGAUUCGUUAUAGUCUAAUUGGUUUGUUUAUUUUGUUUCAUUUUCUGGCCUAGAAAGAACGUCUAGGAAUGCAGUUUUGUGGCUCAAAGUUUGUUUUUUGAAUUGUUUUUUUCAGCAUAAACUUUGUUUACACUG